Molecule: messenger RNA, 507 nt
Organism: Arabis nemorensis
Lineage: Eukaryota; Viridiplantae; Streptophyta; Magnoliopsida; Brassicales; Brassicaceae
Source: the annotation of a GenBank genome assembly
AUGAAAGUUCUUCACUUUUUAGCUCCGAAUUCAGCUAAACCAACCAUUAUCAAUCUAAAGAAACAAUCUUACUGUACAAUCACACAAACCCAGUUCGUGUUUCUUCGUAAAAACAGAAAAAAUCAUUCGAUUAACUGCUCAAACAGUGGCAACAACAAUGGCGGCGAUGGCGAGAAGCUUUCUCAGCCGUUGGAUGGGAUGGAGAUAAGAUUCAAAAGAGGAUCGAGAAGAAGAAUGAGGGAAGAAGGUUUAGGAGAAGAAGGAGGAGGGCAAAAGGGUAAAAAAACAGAGGUUCAAAAGCCAUGGGAAGAGAUGACAUUGAAUGAGAAAGCAAUGGAGCUUUAUGUUGGUGAGAAAGGUUUGUUGUUUUGGUUGAACAAAUUGGCGUACGCUUCGAUCUACAUUGUGAUCGGAGGUUGGAUUCUUUUCCGGUUUGUUGGACCGGCUUUGAAUCUUUAUCAGCUCGAUACGCCGCCUCUUGAUCCUAAAAACAUCUUAAAGGGUUAA